Messenger RNA from Saccostrea echinata, 850 nucleotides. RefSeq names its product elongator complex protein 6-like. Gene Ontology annotation, cellular component: elongator holoenzyme complex. Gene Ontology annotation, biological process: tRNA wobble uridine modification. The transcript is spliced from 2 exons. The record is from RefSeq and is a predicted model, not a curated record. NCBI's taxonomy places the organism in Eukaryota, Metazoa, Mollusca, Bivalvia, Ostreida, Ostreidae. The coding region runs from base 28 to 813 and encodes 261 amino acids.
GUUUUGAAAAGUGAAAGUAGAAAAAAAAUGGAAGAAGUGAACAAUGUGUUAGAUAUUUCAAAGGAUGACAAGUUAUAUGGAGAUGUGAUAACUUUAUCGGAUUCAUCCGCUGAUGGAACAUUUCUGCUUCAUCACUUCCUAUCGUUUUUUCUCAGCAGCAAUAUCGAUAGACAUGUUUGCUUUGUGUCACUCACACAGUCCUUUGGUCACCAAAAAUCAGUUUGUCAAAAGCUUGGAAUUAAUUUAACACAAAAAAUAGAGUCAUCUCAACUGAAGUACUGCGACGUGUUGAAGGCUUUUGGGAAUCGAUUGCUGGAUAUACGUAGUGACAGUUUAGAUUGUGUGAACAGUUUUGAUUCUCUGCAGGGAGUCUAUGAGAUGAUCAAAGCUAGUUAUUUAGAACUACAGAAUAAACGGGGGGAUCCACCUGUUGUGAUUGUCGAUAACUUGAAUGUUUUACUCAACAUAGGCUACCAUGUUAAAGAAAUUAGUGCAUUUAUUCAGUAUCUUUGUCAGCUUAUUUCAGCACCAGAGUCAGAUUGCAGGGGGACUCUAGUUAUGUUUAUCAGUACAGGAGAAGAUUCUGCUGAUGAAGAAGCAAAUCUUGUUUGGAAGAGACUUUUGCACUUGAGCAACCUAGAUGUUCAUGUGUCUGGUCUUGAGAGUGGAUAUUGUAAAGAUGUACAUGGCAAGAUUGAAGUCAAAAGAAGAAAUUGUAUCAGAAAGAAAAACUCAAAAAGCAUGCAGUUUAAAGUUAAUGAGAAAUCUGUGAAUUUCUUUGCCUCUGGAAUGUCCAAAGCUGUCCUUGGUUGAAUUAAAAAAUAUCAAUAAAAACUUAAUAAACAUUUAA